Messenger RNA from Lactuca saligna, 606 nucleotides. Lineage: Eukaryota; Viridiplantae; Streptophyta; Magnoliopsida; Asterales; Asteraceae. The record is from the annotation of a GenBank genome assembly.
AUGUUGCGCAAAUUAUAUGAUGAAGAACAAAUAAAGGAAGAUAAAUUUGAAGAAGAGGAGGAAGAAGAUUCCGGUCCCAUCUACGACACCGAUGGAGAAGGGGAAUUUUGUGAAAGAAUAAAUUUCUUGGUUGAAGAGGAAUUUAUUGAAGAAAUUGAAGAAGAAACUAAUUCCGUGAUCGGAGAUGAAUUUGUUGAAGCAAUUGUGGAAGAAAUCAAUUUUGUUGAUAUGGACAGAAUUGUUGAAGAAAUUGUGAUUUUUGUUGAACAACAAAUUUCAUUCCAAGAGCUUACAACCACGAGAACAAAUGACUAUAAGUGUCACAAAAAUUCAAGUUCUCAUAUCUUUUAUGAACAUAAUUUCUUUUCUAAAGAUCUUAAAGAAAUCCAAAUUGGAAGCUUCAUUGAUCAAGAAGGUUUAUUCGUUUUUCAUCUUCAUUUUCGUUUCAAAGUGUGGGAGAUUUUUACACUUUGGAGGCCAUGGAAUGCUUAUAUUUUGCAUUUUGAAGGCCUUGAGAUGGAGACUUUUCAUUCGUGGCUCAAAAACAGCACGACCAAUUAUUUUUGGAUGAUGGCAGAAUUUUGUACCCUUCAAAAGACAUUAUGA